Molecule: messenger RNA, 1956 nt
Organism: Penicillium crustosum
Lineage: Eukaryota; Fungi; Ascomycota; Eurotiomycetes; Eurotiales; Aspergillaceae
Exons: 2
Coding region: 1-1956 (651 amino acids)
Biological process (GO): protein phosphorylation
Molecular function (GO): protein kinase activity; ATP binding
Source: RefSeq, a predicted model, not a curated record
AUGGCAGACCCUCUAUCUAUCCUGGGUGCGGCAGUGGGUGUAACAUCUUUAAUUAUUCAGACAUUAGACGAAUGCAUCAAAGGUACAAGCAUGAUAUUUGUUAUUGUACCAUCACGGCUAACUUCUUCACCAGCAUAUCAGUACUACGCGAAGGCGGUAGGCAUGCCAGAUGAAUACCGCUAUUGCAAGAUCCGCCUCCAAACGGAACAACAGCGCUUCCUAAACUUUGGGCUUGAAGCCGGAGUCCUCUAUACUGAUGGCACUCUGUGUGAAACACUCCGACUCAACAGUUCCUUGCUUCUGGCAGUGCUUGCUGAGAUAAAGACGCUCUUUGAGGAUUAUGCAACAAGGAAUGGAAAAUAUGAGGAAACUCAAGGUGAAACUAGAUGGGGUGAUCAGGGGGAACCGGAGACUGACCUGGUCACUCUAAUUUGCCUACCUUUGGACGAUUCAGACGGUGCCUCGUUUGUCUCUGACGAGAAAAAAACAUCAGCGCUUGAAAAAACUUCGCAAGUACAAACUGGAAAAAACCUUCGCACUAUUGCACUGGAGCCCAAACGUUUAGUAUGGGCAACUGUGGAUAAAUCAAGUUUCGAGAACGUCAUUGCGAAGCUUGGAGUUCUGAACUCGUUUCUUAUAUCUCUCCUUGACAGUGCGCGAGUCGAACGAUUGCAGCUUGCUAUGGAUAUAAGUUAUAACGAGAUUCUGCAAAUUCGUGACGAUAUCAAGGGGUUAUCUGGAUUGGUCGAGGCGUUAAGUAAUGGGGCCGAUGAGAGAGAUUCGUCGCUAGGUGGAGAUAUCUUGCACGACAAUCAUAUUCGGCAACCACUCUUACGAGAGAUGGAAGCACAAAGAAAGAAGCAAAGGUACCUCAAGAAACUCACCGAGGUAAAGAUACAGUACAAACAGAUUGGCGGUCAGAUGGGCGCGGAGACUGUUAUAUCAGGCCGGAAGCCGUUGGAUCUUUCGCAUUUUUAUUUCAACUCUCCAGCCAUUGAUCAGGGUUUCCCCGAAAGCCAUAUUUCUGCGACUUAUGACGGCCGAAAUAUCUGGAUUGAAUGGAGCAGCUACCAUUCCAACCAGCCACAUGACGAUUCGGCCAAUUCCAGACUUGAGGAUCGAAUUCGUCUCUUGACCGAUCUCCUCUGCGACGAAAUACCAGCAGCCUUUCGGUUGCCACCCUGUCUUGGGUACCUUGCGUUUAACCACGACGACCAAAAGUGGUUCGGGAUUGUUUUCGAGAAGCUUCCACAUCGUCCUAUAACGCAAGUUGUGACACUUCGACAGCUUCUCCAGCAACAACCAGUACCCUCACUCUCCAUGCGAAUCUCUCUAUGCGCUACCCUGGCUGGGUGUGUCCACACCUUCCAUGCUGUUGACUGGGUCCACAAGGGGCUGCGGAGUGAGAAAAUCGUCUUUUUUUCACAACCACUGUUGAAUCUUGAUCUUAAAGAACCGUUCGUGCUAGGAUACGAGCUGUCUCGACCUAAUAUCCUAGAUGAGUUGUCUGAGAAGCCGAGAUUCAAUCCCCGUGAGGAUAUCUAUCGACACCCGUUCGCACAGUCUUCUCAAAACAGCGGAGAGUACCGAAAAUCGUACGACAUAUACAGCCUCGGUAUUUUGCUGAUAGAAAUAGCAACUUGGAAGCCAAUUCAUGAGUUCCUCGAUUUCGAUAAUUUGGAUUCUGCCAGGCCUUCAGAAUUGAUCGCUGUCCAAAAGCGGUUGCUCAAAGAGGACGUUUUUGACAAUUGCCUACAACAAAUUUCCAGUAAACUUGGUGACUCAUAUAGGGAAAUUGUCGAGCUGUGUUUGCGCGCUGAUGAGGUGGAGAGACCAGUCUAUGAUGGAGAGUCUGGAACCUCGAUAGCAGUUCGACUACAGAGAACUCUAGAGCAGAACAUCGUGAGGAAGUUGGGUGAUAUGGAAAGGGCAAUGAGUUCUAGUCACCCCUUAUAG